CCAAGUAACAGCUGGGUGCUCCCUGAUGGGGUUUGAUUUAAACCGGCACUGGGCAAAUCCAUCUCCUUGGGCUCAUCCCACACUGCACGGAGUGAAACAGCUCAUCAUCGACAUGUACAACAAUCCGAAGAUUAACCUGGAGUUCUAUAUUGACAUCCAUGCCCACUCCACCAUGAUGAAUGGCUUCAUGUAUGGGAACAUCUUUGAAGAUGAGGAAAGAUUUCAGCGACAGGCUGUUUUUCCCAAGCUACUCUGUCAGAAUGCUGAAGACUUCUCUUAUUCCAGUACAUCGUUCAACAGAGAUGCUGUGAAAGCAGGGACAGGCCGGCGUUUCCUUGGCGGGCUGUUAAACGAUACAUCCUACUGCUACACUCUGGAGGUCUCGUUCUACAGCUACAUAUUGGGUGGACCUGCUUCUGCUGUCCCCUACACAGAAGAAGCCUAUAUGAAGCUUGGAAGAAAUGUGGCCAGGACGUUCUUGGAUUACUACAGGCUGAACUCCUUGGUGGAGAGACCACUAGGAACUACUCCUAAAACUCGGAAGGACAAACUGCCGCACUUUAAAUGCACUGCCCAGCGAGGCCCAGGGAACAGCCAUGCUGGCAGCAAGCCAGAGAAGAGGAGCCAGGCACAUCUGAAGGACCAGUCUCUCUCCACACGAUGAGAGGAGAGGAGAGAAGAGGAGAGGAGGGCUGCAGGGCAAGGCGGAGGAGCACGUCGCAGUCUGGAAUUGAUGAUGUUUCUCUUUUUUUUUCUCCCAGACAAGUAUUUCUAAGAUAACAAAUAGUCCAAGGAGAGAAGAGGGAGAGGGAAUUAGCUAGAAAUUUUACUAUUGAUUCUUUUUUAUUUAUAGAUGGUGAAUCAAUUUUAGGGCUUUUUUUUUU
Molecule: messenger RNA, 884 nt
Organism: Pipra filicauda (Wire-tailed manakin)
Lineage: Eukaryota; Metazoa; Chordata; Aves; Passeriformes; Pipridae
Product: AGBL carboxypeptidase 4
Exons: 6
Coding region: 26-664 (212 amino acids)
Source: RefSeq, a predicted model, not a curated record